AUGACCGAAGGACAGUGUCAAGCAGCAACAAACAUGAAAAAUGUUCGAAAAGCUUUGAGAGCCAGAGUGGGCGUCAAAAAAACCGGUGCUAAACGACCAACAGUGUUGGAUAAAGAACCGGCGCAUCAAAGAAAACAAAUAAACAAUACAAAAACCAUUGCUGGAAGACCAUCGAAAUUACCACAGCGUAAACGAACAAUGGCAUCGUCGGCUGAUGUGUUGCGGUACGACUCUGGUUCCGAUUUACAAACAGAAUCGCCGUCCACCCCAAAAGUAAGUGAUUAUGCUGCAAAUAUGCUUCUCACGACAUUUUGGUUUAUUACUUUUCGAAGAGGUUGGCCAUGGCGGAUAUGACGAAUAUGCAAUAAAUAACAAAAAAUAUUCUGACGAUCGCUCUUCGAACAUUCACACAUGUUUCCCACUGACUUUUAUUCGAAUCAGUGAUUGAACAAUUGCAUCGUCAGCAAUAGUUCGUCAACAUUAUGUAUUAACACCAUAGUUGUGUUACUGUUUAUGAAGUAUCUGUUAAAAAUUGACUGGAAAUUUUUGUCUUUGUCUGUUGUUAUGUCGGUUCAAUGACUUUUGUCUAGCUGUAAACAGUUUAUGUGCCAUUGCACAUUAGAGACGACCUAAGUUGUUCAAUCAAUAUCUAAGCUUUUUGUUUAUACUUGCACAGCAGGUAACAGCGACACACUUAAGAAGAUUUCUAGCAUUUCUUCACUGAAACUUACUUGUUUCAAAAGUUAUGGAAUUUUCGUGACAGGCUGAAAUGAUAACUAUAUGAAAGUGAAAUUUCUUUUGUUUAUCUCUUGGUCUAGGAAGUAGAUUAAGAGUUCACAUUUGGAGCAUAAGUAGUAGAGUUAAGUAGUAUCUAUAGCCAAGAGCAUAUGCAAAAAUAACUGUCGUACGUGUAUGAACAUAUACGCACAACAAGGAGGAAUUUUACUAGCGCGAAGAAUUUCACAUAAUUUGUUUUUACCUGAAAAAUAUAUUAUUGCAUUUAAUAUUAGUUAUAUUUAUUGUAAUCUGGAGCGUCUAAUGAAUUCUGAUCUUUAAAUCGGUUCUAGUGAGAGGAUACAUUCAUAUGGUAAUGCUGAACUUGAAUGUAGGUAGUUUACUAGGGCCCGUCGUUCCAGAGGAACAUAAAGAUAAAAACACAUUGAAAAGCACAGAUCAACGGAAAAUUUCUAUCUCUGAAGGAAAUCCUCUUGUGAUUGCAAUUGUGGAAUCCUAGUUAGUUCAAACGACAGAGGAUGAUGCUAUAAAUAUUCUAAAUUAUUCUGGGCAUAGACUUAAUAGAGGUAAAACAGCAGGUGGAAGUAUACUUUAUACUCGAAAUGAUGUUAACUCCACUCGCCCUUUCCAAUUUGAUAAGAAAAAGUUAGCUCUACAAACUGAUCACAUCGGAAUCUCUUGGUUAGACGACUUUGGAUGGAUUCCAAAGACCAUGUUUCUAUAGGCCUAAACAAGCAUAAAGAAUUGCCGUAGAGAAAUUCUUAAUCAUUUGUGGUUCCCUCGUUAGAUGCUCUCAAAUAUUUCGCAAAACUUGUAUAGUAUAGAGCUUUGUAGAUCUGUCUACAUGAGAAAAUUAAAAUUUUCCCUAUUUUCUUUCACAGAUGCUACAGAAAGCUUGCUGCUUCCCCGUAAGACGAUCGUUAUUUUGAUCAGUAUGUAUAGUUACCAAAACCAAAUGGAGAAAAAUUGUUUUAUAGUAGUAAUUAGCGUGACGUUCUUGGUAACAUUAUUUUGCGUGUUGCUUGAUGAUUCAAAUAGUGGUAUUUGCACGAGACCAGACGGAAAGGGAU
This is a messenger RNA of Didymodactylos carnosus, 1805 nucleotides long. The record is from the annotation of a GenBank genome assembly. NCBI's taxonomy places the organism in Eukaryota, Metazoa, Rotifera, Eurotatoria, Philodinida, Philodinidae.